This is a messenger RNA of Engraulis encrasicolus (European anchovy), 3120 nucleotides long. Its product is annotated as potassium voltage-gated channel subfamily H member 1-like. The transcript is spliced from 14 exons. The record is from RefSeq and is a predicted model, not a curated record. Bases 1 to 3120 code for a protein of 1039 amino acids. Gene Ontology annotation, cellular component: plasma membrane. Gene Ontology annotation, biological process: potassium ion transmembrane transport; regulation of membrane potential. Gene Ontology annotation, molecular function: delayed rectifier potassium channel activity. NCBI's taxonomy places the organism in Eukaryota, Metazoa, Chordata, Actinopteri, Clupeiformes, Engraulidae.
AUGGCUGGUGGGCGAAGAGGUCUGGUAGCCCCGCAGAAUACUUUCCUGGAAAAUAUCGUUAGACGAUCUAACGACACCAAUUUCGUCUUGGGCAAUGCCCAGAUUGUGGACUGGCCGAUUGUGUACAGCAAUGACGGAUUCUGCAAGAUGUCAGGUUACCACCGUGCCGAGGUCAUGCAGAAGAGCAGCACGUGCAGUUUCAUGUAUGGGGAGCUCACGGAGAAGGACACCUCGGAGAAGGUCCGGGAGACAUUUGAGAACUAUGAAACGAACUCCUUCGAGAUCCUGAUGUACAAGAAGAACAGGGUGCCGGUGUGGGUCUUUGUAAAGAUCGCCCCUAUUCGCAACGAACAGGAGAAAGUGGUUCUGUUCCUGUGUACCUUCAAUGACAUCACUGCCUUCAAGCAACCGAUUGAAGAUGAUUCAACGAAAGGUUGGGGCAAAUUUGCCCGUCUGACGAGAGCCUUGACGAGCAGUCGAGGAGUACUCCAGCAGCUCGCCCCGGCCGUCCAGAAAGGAGAGAAUGUCCACAAGCACUCACGCCUGGCAGAGGUGUUGCAGCUGGGUUCUGACAUCCUGCCCCAGUACAAGCAGGAGACGCCCAAGACGCCUCCCCACAUCAUCCUGCACUACUGCGCCUUCAAGACCACCUGGGACUGGGUCAUCCUCAUCCUCACCUUCUACACCGCCAUCAUGGUGCCCUACAACGUGUCCUUCAAGACGAAGCAGAACAACGUGGCCUGGCUGGUGCUGGACAGCAUUGUGGACGUGAUCUUCCUGGUGGACAUCGUGCUCAACUUCCACACCACCUUCGUGGGCCCGGGAGGAGAGGUGAUCUCCGACCCCAAGCUGAUACGCAUGAACUACGUCAAGACCUGGUUUGUCAUCGACCUGCUCUCCUGCCUGCCCUACGACGUCAUCAACGCCUUUGAGAAUGUAGACGAGGGUAUCAGCAGCCUGUUCAGCUCCCUGAAGGUGGUGCGUCUGCUGCGUCUGGGCCGCGUGGCGCGGAAGCUGGACCACUACAUUGAGUACGGGGCGGCCGUGCUGGUGCUGCUGGUGUGCGUGUUCGGCCUGGCCGCCCACUGGCUGGCCUGCAUCUGGUUCAGCAUCGGAGACUACGAGGUCAUCGACGAGGACGCCAACAUGGUGCGUACGGACAGCUGGCUGUACAUUCUGAGCGUUACCAUGGGCACGCCGUAUUGCUUCAACGCCACGGGCACGGGCAGGUGGGAGGGGGGCCCCCACAAGGACUCGGUCUACAUCACGUCCCUCUACUUCACCAUGACCAGCCUGACCAGCAUCGGCUUCGGGAACAUCGCGCCCACCACCGACGGCGAGAAGACCUUCGCUGUGGCCAUGAUGAUGAUCGGAUCUCUCCUGUACGCCACCAUCUUCGGGAACGUCACCAACAUCUUCCAGCAGAUGUACGCCAACACCAACCGCUACCACGAGAUGCUGAACAGCGUGCGGGACUUCCUGAAGCUCUACCAGGUGCCCAAGGGCCUGAGCGAGCGCGUCAUGGACUACAUCGUCUCCACAUGGUCCAUGUCCAGGGGCAUAGACACCGACAAGGUGCUUCAGAUUUGUCCUAAAGACAUGCGUGCAGACAUCUGUGUCCACCUGAACCGAAAAGUCUUCAAAGAGCAUCCUGCCUUCAGGCUGGCGAGCGACGGCUGUCUCCGUGCCUUGGCUAUGGAGUUCCAGACCAUCCACUGCGCCCCUGGCGACCUCAUCUUCCACGCAGGGGAGAGCGUGGACAGCCUCUGCUUCGUGGUGUCCGGGUCGCUGGAGGUCAUCCAAGAUGACGAGGUGGUGGCCAUCUUGGGGAAAGGUGAUGUGUUUGGCGAUGUGUUCUGGAAGGAGCUGACCCUGGCGCAGUCCUGUGCCAACGUGCGGGCCCUGACCUACUGUGACCUUCAUGUCAUCAAGCGCGACGCCCUGCAGAAGGUUCUAGAGUUCUACACGGCUUUCUCAACCCACUUCGCACGCAACCUUCACCUGACCUACAACCUGCGGAAAAGAAUUGUUUUCCGAAAAAUCAGCGACGUGAAGCGAGAGGAAGAGGAGAGGCUAAGGCGAAAGGACGAGGCCCCGCUCAACUUCCCCCCGGACCACCCGGUGAGACGUCUCUUCCAGCGCUUCCGGCAGCAGCGGGAGGCCAGGCUAGCCGCUGAGAGGGCCAGGCAGCAGGCCCUGAUGAUGGAGAGCAAAGACAUCGAGAAGGGCUCCUUGAACAACCACCACACCGACCAGGCCACACUGGUGUGUGAAGUCAUCCCAGCUGGCACCACCAUCAUCACAGUCACGGAGAGCACCGACGACGACGGUGACAUCUCGACCCCCAUUACAUCAUCCACAGCCUGCCUCUCCUCUUCCUCCACAGCCGUUAACGCCAACGCCACCAUCACCACCUCCCCCGCCGCCACCGCCACCACCACCACCAGGACCACCGGUCGUGCCAAACUCGACGCGCCCUGCGGAACGCCAGAUGGCGUGAAGUCAGCGGAGCUGCCAAAGGGCAGAGGAGGGUGGGGCCGUUUCAAAGAGACGCCGGGGAAGCGCAGCAGCGACACGCCCCUCCCCCACCCGCAACACCACGCCUGGUUCGCCGUCGCCGUCGCCAAGGCCGAGUCCCUGGAGACGCUGCCGGACAGGACCAAGUCGCAGCAGCACCACCAGGACGAGGUCACGCUGCUGAAGAAGACCGACUCCUGCGACAGCGGCAUCACCAAGAGCGACCUCCGCUUGGACAGCGUCGGGGAAGUGUCGGUGACUCAGACGCCUCAGGAGCGCAGCCCCGUGCAGACAUCCACGCCCUCAGUAGCACCCCAGUCGCCGCAGCCGGACGUUCAGGCAGCUCUGCAGGAGCUAAAGCAAGAGCUGCGGGGCGAGAUGAGAGCCCUCGGCGGCCGCAUCACCACGCUGGAGGGACAGCUGGCCGAGAUGCUGAGACUCCUGCGCCUCAGGACCCAUGUGGCCUCCCCGGAAUCCUUAUCGUCAUUAUCGUCACCGCCAGCCGUGGGUGAGGAGGCGCAGGAGGAGGAGCUGGGGGAGGAGGCGCUGGGGGAGGAGGAGGAGGAGGAGGAUAGUGGGGGUGGCGACGAUGCACCUUCAUGA